UCUCGUAUAGAUGCAAAACCUCUCUAAAAGGUUAUCACAUGAUACCCAUUUUUUGUCCCAACGUUACACCGAAAGUAGUCGUUGUGGCCAAGCAACGCUUCCUCUCUCUAGCGGAGACGCAGAGCUUCUUCAAUGGCAGCGAAGCUAUCGACGUGUUUUCUGAGCCAUGGAUGGGGCAGUCUCGACUGCAAACGCUCGAAUGGGCGCUUCCUUGCGCCUUCUCAUCGGCUACUGCCAGCUUCCUGCAAGAUGCGGCACCGUAAUUUCAGUUCCCAACACAAGAGACAGCAGACAAAGAAAGUUUCCCCUGACCGGCGUCCAACAAAUUCACACUUCCAGUCAAAUGGAGAUGAAGACACUGAACCUGAGAAUGCUUUGGCAGAUGGUGUCUCAAGCUUGAAUCAGGGAACCACACCUGACGAUGAAGAUGCUGAUGUCGACUCACAUAUAGCCAUUGAGCAUAUCAAUGAUAAUCCUUUGAAGCAUCUAACUGUUUCAGAGGAGAUGACACCUUUGGGUAUAAAUGUGAAAAGUGGAGAACAGCUUUCAAGUUUUCAACUCGAGGAUUUGGUAGGCAUGCUAAAAAAUGCGGAGAAAAAUAUCCUUCUUCUCAACCAAGCUAGGGUUCGUGCACUUCAAGAUCUUGAAAAAAUUCUCACUGAGAAGGAUGCUCUUCAAGGAGAAAUUAAUAUUUUGGAGAUGAGAUUGGCAGAGACAAAUGCACGGAUCAAAGUUGCUGCCCAAGAGAAGAUACAUGUGGAAAUCUUGGAGGAACAGUUGGUUAACCUGAGGAAUGAACUGUCUCAUAGGGGUGUUACUGAGGGAAGUGGAGCUGAUAUGCACGAGAAUUGGAAUAAAGCUUUUGAUGGUGUUCAUUCUCUCGGCAAGGAGCUUAGUUUGUUGAGGACAGAGAAUGUGUCCCUGAAGGAUGAUAUCUUAGCACUUAAGGAGGAACUUAGUCAUGUCCAAAAAACAGACAAACGUGUGGUAAUGCUAGAGAAAGAACGUUCAUUUUUGGAGUCUGCUCUGAAGGAAUUGGAGUUUAAACUUGUAGCUUCUCAAGAAGAUGUUUCAAAACUUUCUACUCUAAAAUUUGAAUGCAAGAACUUAUGGGAUAGGGUAGAAAAUUUGCAAGUGCUUCUAGAUAGAGCAACCGACCAAGCAGAUAAAGCAAUUUUGGUCCUGGAGCAAAACCAGGAGCUCAGGAAGAAGGUGGAUAUGUUGGAAGAAUCUCUUGAAGAAGCUAAUGUUUAUAAGCUAUCAUCAGAAAAAAUGCAACAAUAUAAUGAUUUAAUGCAAAAAAAAAUAAAACUAUUGGAAGAGCGUCUUGACAGGUCUGAUGAAGAGAUACUUUCUUAUGUUAAGUUAUAUCAAGAAUCUAUAAAGGAAUUUCAAGAUACUCUUAAUAAUUUGAAAGAAGAGAGCAAGAGAAGGGCACUAAAUGAACCUGUGGAUGAUAUGCCUUGGGACUUUUGGAGUCGUUUAUUACUUAUUAUUGAUGGUUGGCUGCUUGAGAAGAAAAUAUCAGCCAAUGAUGCAAAGCUGUUGAGAGAAAUGGUGUGGAAGAGAGAUGGACGUAUUCGUGAUGCAUACUUGGUGUGCAAGGACACGAAUGAGCAUGAAGCUGUGGCUAUAUUUCUCAAGUUGACAUCAUCACCAAAACGUUCAAGAUUGCAUGUUAUUCAUAUUGCAGCAGAGAUGGCACCAGUUGCUAAGGUUGGUGGUUUGGGAGAUGUUGUGUCUGGUCUUAGCAGAGCACUGCAGAAAAAAGGACACCUUGUGGAAAUUGUUCUUCCAAAAUACGACUGCAUGCAAUAUGACCGUAUCCGUGACUUAAGAGUCCUAGACAUGGAGCUAGAGUCAUAUUUUGAUGGUCGACUAUUCAGAAAUAAAGUCUGGGUUGGCACUGUCGAAGGGCUUCCUGUCUAUUUCAUUGAGCCUCAUCAUCCAAGUAAGUUCUUCUGGAGAGGGACAGUUUAUGGGGAGCAUGAUGAUUUCAGACGUUUUUCAUAUUUUAGCCGUGCAGCACUUGAGUUACUUCUCCAAGCUGGCAAAAAACCGGACAUAAUUCAUUGCCAUGAUUGGCAGACAGCUUUUGUUGCACCUCUUUACUGGGAUUUAUAUGCUCCAAAAGGAUUAAAUUCAGCUAGAAUAUGCUUUACUUGCCACAAUUUUGAAUACCAAGGAACUGCACCUGCUUCCGAAAUGGCAUCCUGUGGUCUUGAUGUCCACCACCUAAACAGGCCAGACAGGAUGCAGGACAACUCAGCACAUGACAGAGUUAAUCCUGUUAAGGGUGCAAUUGUGUUCUCUAACAUUGUGACAACUGUAUCGCCGACCUAUGCACAGGAAGUGCGGACUUCUGAGGGAGGGCGAGGUCUUCAUUCAACACUUAAUUCUCACUCCAAAAAAUUCAUCGGAAUUCUAAAUGGAAUUGAUACUGAUGCAUGGGACCCUGCAACUGAUGUUUAUCUUAAAAGCCAAUUCAAUGCUAAUGAUCUUCAAGGGAAAGCAGAAAAUAAAGAAGCCCUGAGAAAGCAUUUAGGGCUUUCUUAUGCAGACACCAGGCGGCCUCUGGUUGGUUGCAUAGCACGAUUGGUGCCACAGAAGGGUAUACAUCUUAUUAGACAUGCAAUAUAUCGCACAUUGGAGCUGGGAGGACAGUUUGUACUUCUUGGUUCUAGCCCAGUACCACAUAUUCAAGUGGAAUUUGAGGGUAUUGCGAACCAUUUUAAAGGUGAUGAUCACAUUCGGUUGAUAUUAAAGUACGAUGAGUCUCUUAGCCAUUCUAUUUAUGCAGCAUCAGAUAUGUUCCUUAUCCCAUCUAUGUUUGAGCCCUGUGGGCUUACACAGAUGAUAGCAAUGAGAUACGGUUCUAUACCCAUUGCAAGAAAAACUGGUGGUCUAAAUGACAGUGUUUUCGAUGUUGAUGAUGAUACAAUACCUCUCCAGUUUCGAAAUGGUUAUACAUUUUUGAAUCCUGAUGAGCAGGGAUUAAACGGUGCUUUGGAACGUGCAUUUAAUCACUAUAAGACAAACAAAGAGAGUUGGCAGAAGCUUGUUAAGAAGGACAUGAAUAUAGAUUUCAGUUGGGAAUCCUCAGCCUUACAGUAUGAGGAAAUUUAUGAGAAAUCUGUAGCCAGAGCAAGGGCUACAAGUCUUGUUUGAGAUAUUGGUUUUCCAUCCCUUGCGCCAAAUUGGGUUUCCUAAUAUGCCCAUAUUGUGGCAUGCUAUGCCAUUGGUUUUCAUGUCAAGUCAGAGCUGAGAUGAAUCGCUUGGUAUUUGAAUGCAACUUCGAAGGAGAUUAUCUGGCUAGCCAGGUACCCCUUACAGCAUGAGUGAAUCCUUAAGUUGGGGCUUCCCAAGAAAGGCUUCACACGUCAGGUUAAGCGAUAGUUUCCCUUGUGUAUUCCUGAUUUUCAAGGGUUACAUUUGAUCUCACUAUUCACUUAUCCAUGGAAGCAACCUCUGUUUUGUUGCUGAUGUAUAUAGUGUCCUCAAUGUUGUUUGUAAGUGAUUUUCUUACAGAGUGAGGCCAAUGCUCCAGUUAUUUUUUGCACACUAAUACAUGAGUUGUAAUUGUAAAGAAUGUACCAUUUGUAUUUAUACAUUCAAUCAGAUGCGACAUUUUAAUAAAUUAUGGAAAUCUUAACGUUGA
This is a messenger RNA of Vitis vinifera (wine grape), 3658 nucleotides long. RefSeq names its product probable starch synthase 4, chloroplastic/amyloplastic. The transcript is spliced from 16 exons. Bases 133 to 3168 code for a protein of 1011 amino acids. Gene Ontology annotation, molecular function: alpha-1,4-glucan glucosyltransferase (UDP-glucose donor) activity. Lineage: Eukaryota; Viridiplantae; Streptophyta; Magnoliopsida; Vitales; Vitaceae. The record is from RefSeq and is a predicted model, not a curated record.